Molecule: messenger RNA, 1277 nt
Organism: Botrytis cinerea B05.10
Lineage: Eukaryota; Fungi; Ascomycota; Leotiomycetes; Helotiales; Sclerotiniaceae
Exons: 1
Coding region: 391-942 (183 amino acids)
Source: RefSeq, a predicted model, not a curated record
GAGAAUGGAGUGGAUGUCUCGAUACACUGCAUAAACGUCAAAGAAAUAGAUGAAGAAAGACUCCUCGGAGCUUUGCUCCGGUCAUGUUGGGAUUCUCGUUGGAAGUUGAUACUUGUAUCAAAAUAUGGCUACGUCACAUAAUAAUGUUUUAGAUAUAUGUUGCUGCCAUUCACUCGAGGUUUCCUCGAAAUGAAUCAAUCCUCUCUUCUAUUCUGCAUUCACAUUAAAGUUUAAACUAUAAGCAUAGCCACUCGAACCCUGCCUUGCCAGCCCUCUAAUAAGUCGAACUCAAAGUUGUUCUCCAUUAUCAAGUCUACACACAACACGAACAUAUAUCCUCAACAAACGUCAAACUUCAACGGCACCGCACAACGCAACUGCAAACACAAAAUGGCACCUUUGAUUACAAUGCAAAAGUCGCCCGAAAGAGCAUUUGCUCUGCAGAAAUACUUGAUCCUCCACUCUCAGCAUGAUGCUCUCCAGAAGCACAUCAACCAAGUGGCUGCUUCCAUUCCCGAUAGUCCCACCGGAUAUACUGAUCGUCAUCGCAACUUUUCCAUCUCUUCAGACAGCAGUACUGGUAGUGAUGCAUCCAUUUCACCUCUCAGUCCACCUAUCCCCAACAUCAACUCCCGCAGGGGCAGUCUUCCAACCUCUUUCGGGCACAUGCAACAUUCUCACCGCGAAGAAAGAACCAAUUCACUACCAGCGGUUGCGGAUGAAUCGGUCGUUGAAGUGAUUCAGGAGGAUGAGCAGAAGUUGAAGGAUGUGAACCAACAAAUCAAGACUGCCUUGACUGAUCUACUCAACUGUGAGAGUGUAAAGGGCGAUGUCAGAUAUAGGAAAUGGGUUCAAACACGAUUGAUGGACACGGAAAGAGAAUUGAAGGAGCGCAGAACGAGAAGUUGUGAGAGGAGAAGAAGCGAAGACAUGAGUCUUUGAAGAGAUCCUUGAGAUCGAACGAUGAAAUGGACGACAGACUAGAGGAACUGAUACCCCGAUAGAGUGGUUGGGCUAACGGCGGUAUGGUAUGAUAGCUCCAAAUGGGUAUCGAAUAUCUACAGGAUGGACACGGUUAGAAAAGGCGUUUUAGGAGGGGAGGAAGGAUCUUUGGCUUUCCGGAUUUUAUUUGAUACCCAUACGCUGUUUUUCGCAGCACUACUAUUCAAUUCUAUGACUUUUUCUGAUGUAUAUUUACAUACAUGGCUUCACGAACAUGAUCUGUGAUUUUGCAGAUGUUGUGUGUGAUGUGUGAUAAUCGGUGAGUCGGAGUGUUA